AUGUCGAUCCUCUGGCUUCCAAUGGAGAUCGUUCUCGACAUCGCCGAGAACCUCACCAAACUGAAAGAUAUAAAUUCUUUGGUGCUCGCCCACUCUCGCCUGAAGAACCAGCUGGAAUUUUAUCUUUACAAAGUUGAUGCCGAACUGCAUGAAGGUGGAGCAGCUCUCUGGGGUGCCGAGAAAGGUCAACUUAGGACUCUGCGCAAGUCUGUCAUCGCUGGUGCAAAGAUCCCCAAGUCAGACCACUUCAAGACUCACGCCAAAGGGAUUGACUUUGUUGAGACUCUUUCUCCCAUCCCAAGAUAUCCAAAGACUCACCCUAUCACCGCUGCUGCUAUGAGUGGAUCCAAGAAAUGCGUUCGGUACCUGAUUCGCUACGGCAUUUAUCCGCACUUUCUUGAUGAUCACUUUGUCACCCCAAUCCAAGCCGCUGCCGCUAAAGGUCAUGUUGAGGUGGUCAGAAUGCUUCUCAAACAUUACCCGGAGGUAUACAAGGGUGCUUUCACCCUUCGACGCACCAUAAAAUCGGCCACUAUCUUUGGUCACAUGAAGGUUCUUGCGGUCGUUUUUGACUACCUGGAAUCUCCUAAGUCCGGUAGUGGCCUCUCUGUUGAACUUGCGGCUCAGAUAGUUCUCUUUGAGGCUCUUUGGCACAACAAACCCAAUGCCGUGUUUUUUGCUUUGGACAAGGGCGCAGAUGUGAAUGCCAAGAAUGGCGAGGCUGCAUUGUGGUUUGUAACUGAUGUGGCCCCUUGGGAACGAGUUUCCCGCGAGCGACGCAUUCUGAGACAGGAGCACAAAUCCAAGAAGUUCAUUCUGGGACAGCGCGUGUGCGGAUGGAGACAGCAUAACUCCGAUAUUAUGGAUGCUGCUAUGACUGGCCAAAACGCUGAGCUCACUCGUUUGAUGUUCGAUGCAGGAUACGAGGGCCCCAAUGGUCGAGUUUCCCUCGAGACUUGCUUGAUGUCCAUGGCCAGUGCUCACUGGAGAGCUCUCCAGUUUGUGCUCAACGCUGGGGACCGCCCGCACGUCUGGCCCAAUGGAGACUGGGGCAACUACGCCGUGUGA
This is a messenger RNA of Penicillium nucicola, 1068 nucleotides long. RefSeq lists its product as uncharacterized. The record is from RefSeq and is a predicted model, not a curated record. Gene Ontology annotation, biological process: RNA processing. The transcript has a single exon. NCBI's taxonomy places the organism in Eukaryota, Fungi, Ascomycota, Eurotiomycetes, Eurotiales, Aspergillaceae. The coding region runs from base 1 to 1068 and encodes 355 amino acids. Gene Ontology annotation, molecular function: RNA nuclease activity; RNA binding; protein binding.